AUGGCAAUGUCAUCAAGCGGCGAGCUCAUGACCUUGAUGACAUCGCCCACGCCUGGUGUCAGUGCCUUUCCGCAUAACGGCGACCUCACUGUCUGGGACGGCACCAUCGUUGGCCCCGCCGACACUCCUUACUCUGGUCUCACACUCAAGCUGCGCUUCAACUUCCCUGCACGCUACCCCUAUGUGCCUCCGGAGGUUCGCUUCACCACUCCCAUCUACCACCCCAAUGUCGACAUGAAGGGCCGCAUCUGUCUGGACAUUCUCAAGGACAAGUGGAGCGCUGUCUUGAACGUCGGUUCUGUGCUUCUGUCUCUGCAGAGCUUGCUCGGAGAGCCCAACAAUGCCUCGCCCCUCAACGGUCAAGCAGCCGAGCUCUGGGACACCAACAUGGAAGAGUUCAAGCGCAACGUCCUUGCCCGCCACCAGGAUCUUACUGAUGAAGAGAUGGAGUAA
Messenger RNA from Aureobasidium melanogenum CBS 110374, 453 nucleotides. RefSeq names its product ubiquitin-conjugating enzyme. Bases 1 to 453 code for a protein of 150 amino acids. The record is from RefSeq and is a predicted model, not a curated record. The transcript is spliced from 3 exons. Lineage: Eukaryota; Fungi; Ascomycota; Dothideomycetes; Dothideales; Saccotheciaceae.